This is a messenger RNA of Rhipicephalus sanguineus (brown dog tick), 2110 nucleotides long. RefSeq lists its product as uncharacterized. Gene Ontology annotation, molecular function: nucleic acid binding; zinc ion binding. The record is from RefSeq and is a predicted model, not a curated record. The transcript has a single exon. Bases 98 to 2110 code for a protein of 670 amino acids. NCBI's taxonomy places the organism in Eukaryota, Metazoa, Arthropoda, Arachnida, Ixodida, Ixodidae.
CAACCCGUAAGCUUCGGGUAAUAAAUGUUGCUGUUCCCCGUUGGAACCCUGGCCUGUCAGUCCCUGAACGAGACACAACACUGGCGACGAGGAUGGGAUGAAAAAAUCGAGAAGCAGCGAGCAGUUGGUUGAAGCGACAAUGCAGUCUGCAGGGCAGCUGGGCCAGAUGGAGUCGUUCGACGUUACUGAAAGCGACUGGACGGCAUACAAGGAGAGGUUGACAUCUUUUUUGAUUGUCAACAAGGUUCCCGACAGCGACAAGGUACACGCAUUCCUCAGCAUCAUCGGACCGCGUACGUAUGGGUUGCUGAAGUCGUUGGCUACGCCGGACCUGCCGUCGGAAAAAAGUUUUGAACAACUGAAGAGCCUCUUGGAUGCACAUCUUGCCCCAAAGCCGUCCAUAAUCGGGGAGCGAGCGAAGUUUUACCGAAGAACACAGAGCGAAGGCGAGUCUCUGCCCGAAUAUGUUGCGGAACUUCGGAAGUUGGCCCAGAGUUGUCAGUUUGGAGCGAAUUUGGACGAAGCGCUGCGGGAUCGUUUCGUUUGUGGACUACUGCGAGAGGACGUGCAGCGCGUACUCUUUACCGAGGACGACAAACUGACGUUCCCGAAAGCAGUCGAGCGCGCCCUGGCAAUGGAAGCAGCCCGGAAAAAUGUCGCCGAGACUAGAGUCGUGGUGUCAAUGACCACACAGCUGCACCAAAUGGAGGGAGAAGGUAAUUAUGCCCCUGCUGAUCUGUACGAGGCGCAAGCGAUUGCCGGUAGGCAGCUACAGGCUUGUUAUCGCUGCGGUUCUCAGAGCCACACGCAUUCACUGUGCCCGUACGUUAAGGAGACGUGCUAUAAGUGUGGAAAGAAGGGGCAUAUUCAAAGGGCCUGUCGCAGCAACAGGCAAUCUUUUGGCGGGCAUCAGCAGAAACGGAGUGUGAAAACGCUGAAAGUGGUGACGCAGGUGCCACCCAUGGGCGUUUCGGAACAAGUGUCUUCUUGUCGCACUACUAUUUUUGUUGGACUAAAGAUAAAUGGAGCACUAGUGGAAAUGAAACUUGACACGGGAGCCGCGGUGUCUAUCAUGCCUUACAAGCAGUUCAAGCAGCAGGUCCCUUCAGCUAGCUGCGAACCAACCGACAUCGUCCUGCGCACCUAUACCGGAGCGCUCGUCCAACCUUGCGGCGUGGCGGUCGUCAGUGUGCAGCACGGCGAACAGACGGCGAAACUACCACUCUACCUCGUCGAUCAAGCAGGACCACCGCUGCUAGGGCGUGAAUGGCUGCACACAGUACGGCUAGACUGGAACCAGAUUUGGGGCCUCAACCACGUCUCAAGGUCAGUGUUCGACUUGUCUUCCCGAAUGAAGGAAAGGCUAGAGACGUUGCUUGCAAAAUACAAAAUGCUGUUCAAGGAUGAGCUAGGCGCUAUUACAGACGAAAGGGCCGAGCUGUUUUUCAAAGCCGACCACCGGCCGAGAUUCCUAAAAGCAAGGAAUGUGCCAUUCGCAUUGCAGUCAGCAGUAGAAAUAGAGAUAGAAAAAUUGGUUCAGCUGGGAAUACUCACACCCGUGAAUACAUCAGAAUAUGCCACGCCCGCCGUCCCUGUGGUAAAGAAAGAUGGAAGCAUACGCCUAUGUGGGGAUUAUAAGACAACGAUAAAUCCUUCACUGGACAUCACACACUAUCCGCUGCCUAAAAUCGAUGAUCUAUUGGCUGCGUUGGCCGGGGUAAUGCAUUUUACUAAAAUAGAUCUCAACAGGGCAUACCAACAAGUACUCAUGGCGGAAGAGUCGAAGAAGUACCUAACUUUGAACACGCAGAAAGGGCUGUUCGUAGUCAACAGGCUACCCUUCGGAAUAGCGUCAGCGCCAGGUAUUUUUCAGAAAAUAAUGGACACAAUGCUGAAGGGCCUAAACGGAGUUUGUUGUUAUCUUGAUGACAUAUUGGUCACGGAAAAAAACGCUGAAGAACACAUGAUAAACCUAGAAGCACUCUUGAGACGUUUGCUGGAGCGAGGCGUCAGAAUAAAGAAAGAAAAAUGUGCGUUCUUUCAAAAUGAGCUGUUACCUGGCGCACAAAAUCAGUGCAGCAGGAAUAUCUGCGUCACCAGAGAAAAUUGA